Messenger RNA from Rubroshorea leprosula, 999 nucleotides. Lineage: Eukaryota; Viridiplantae; Streptophyta; Magnoliopsida; Malvales; Dipterocarpaceae. The record is from the annotation of a GenBank genome assembly.
GAGACCCUAUUGAAAUCAAAAGUUAGUCCAAUAGUUUCAUGGGUUUCCAGAUUUUUAGACCCAUAACAAUUAUCAACUGAUGCAUAAGCAAGAGAAAACAGAGUGGUGCAUAGCCACACCGCCAUGGAAGCCUAGCAUGCAUGUUCACCAGAUUUUGGGCCAGCAAACUUGUACUGAUGCACUUGUGAUUCAUCCAUGCUUGAAAUAUCUCCAAGGUUCUGUGCCACAUGUCUGACGCACAAACUGAACCCUUUUUCUUCAGUGGGAUCUCAUCUUCCAGGAAGGCUUGUAGGAUUGUGAAAGGGAUCAAAUUAUGUCUGCACCUUUCUAUUCUGUUGAAUGCUUUGUGAUGGAUCUGGAAGCCUUACAACUCCUGGACAUAUGAAGAACAUGCUUUCCACUAAAUGGCUGUAAUAAAAAUGGUUACAUGUCAGGGCCUCUUGUCAUUGUUCUGAAGUACAUGCACUUUGCUGAGGUUGAAGAGCUCGUAGUGAACCAGAAUAGAGAAUUUAACAUUUCUCAAAAUGGAGAACUAUUUUGGAUGACGCUAUUGUUCCAGAGUACUCAUGCAUAUACCAGUACCAUAUACACAUGAGUUCUAUACCUGAUGAGUGGAAAAAACAUUAACUUUUACUUGCGAAGAACCAACAGAUCAGCCAUUCCAUUUAUUUUCAACGCUCUUGCUGCUCUAAGGUAAAAGAGUUCUUACAAGGGCCAAAAAACCACAAUAAUGGUAUGGAUUUCAAACUUUUUUGAACAGUGUACAAUUUGGGGAAGGGCGAAUGGGAUUUUUUUAUUAGAUCAAUCCCUCCAGCUCGCAGAAGGAAACCAAAUCUCAUCAGAUCAAUCACUCCACCUCGCAGCAGAAGGAAACCAAAUCUCCAUAAUAUAUUAUAUGUAUAUUGUAUUUAAUUGUAGUUUCCUUAUUUCCUAGGUUAGACAAUUCCUGAACUGUAUAUAUAUUGCUCUGUAUUUGCUUAAUAAAAUAUAACAGCUUAA